GAUGACAGUCGUCCAAGUCAUCAUCGCUCCCUAUCCGCAAGGGCCAAGACUCUCUGAGGAAGAGGAAAAGCUUUUCACGUUUCAGACUCCAGUUUGUACAGGGAGCUCAGACAUCAAAGAACGCAUGAUAUGUUGUAGAAAAAAAAUCUUUUUCAAGGAAAGAAAAAAAAGUCCAAAAUGGAGUGUAUCGGAGCUCGAAACUUCGCAGCAACGACGGUGUUUUCUUUCCCUACGGGAAGGACAAGGAGGAGAAUACUGAGGACAAGUAAACAUGUAGGUAUUUCAGAGAAACGGAGUCGUUUGUAUCAAGUGAGAGCAAGCAGUGCAGGAAGUGAAAGUUGUGUGGCCAUUAAAGAAGAAUACGCUGAUGAGGAAGAUUAUAUAAAGGCCGGCGGCUCCGAGCUUGUUUUUGUUGAAAUGCAGCAGAAUAAGGACAUGGAGAAACAAUCUAAACUUGCCGAUAAGUUGCCGCCGAUACCAAUUGGAGAUGAUGUACUGGAUUUGGUGGUGAUUGGUUGCGGUCCAGCUGGUCUUGCUCUUGCUGCAGAAUCAGCUAAGUUGGGAUUAAGUGUUGGACUUAUUGGUCCUGAUCUUCCUUUUACUAAUAAUUAUGGUGUGUGGGAGGAUGAAUUUAAAGGUCUUGGACUUGACGGAUGCAUUGAGCAUGUAUGGCAGGAUACCAUAGUUUAUCUUGACAACGAUGAUCCCAUUCUGAUUGGCCGCGCCUAUGGACGAGUAAGUAGACAUUUGCUCCAUGAAGAAUUGUUAAGGAGGUGUGUCGAGUCAGGUGUUUCAUAUCUUAGCUCAAAGGUGGAAAGAAUUAUUGAAGCUGCGAAUGGUCAUAGCCUUGUAGCUUGUGAGCAUGAUAUUGUUGUUCCAUGCAGGCUUGCUACUGUUGCAUCUGGGGCAGCUUCAGGGAAACUACUGCAGUAUGAAGUGGGAGGUCCAAGGGUUUCUGUCCAAACGGCUUAUGGAGUAGAGGUUGAGGUGGAAAACAAUCCAUAUGAUCCUAGUCUGAUGGUCUUCAUGGACUACAGGGAUUAUAUUAAACAAAAAGUUCCCUGUUUAGAGGCUGAAUACCCGACAUUUCUUUAUGCCAUGCCCAUGUCACCAACUAGAGUUUUCUUUGAGGAAACUUGUUUGGCGUCCAAAGAUGCGAUGCCAUUUGACUUGUUAAAGAAAAAACUAAUGUCAAGGUUAGAGACAAUGCAAAUCCGAAUUCUAAAAACUUAUGAAGAGGAAUGGUCUUAUAUUCCGGUGGGUGGUUCCUUGCCUAAUACUGAGCAAAAGAACCUUGCAUUUGGUGCUGCUGCUAGCAUGGUGCAUCCAGCAACAGGCUAUUCUGUAGUGAGAUCAUUGUCAGAGGCUCCCAAUUAUGCUUCUGUAAUUGCAAAUAUAUUGAAACAGGGCCAUUCCAAGAGCAUGCUUACUCAUAAAAUAAGUAAUGCAAAUAUCUCAAUGCAAGCUUGGAAUGCUCUUUGGCCACAAGAAAGGAAACGGCAGAGGGCCUUCUUUCUCUUUGGACUAGCACUUAUACUGCAACUGGAUAUUGAAGGCAUUAGGACAUUCUUCCAUACUUUUUUCCGCUUACCCAAUUGGAUGUGGCAGGGAUUCUUGGGUUCCACUCUGUCCUCAGCUGAUCUCAUACUAUUUGCUUUCUAUAUGUUUGUUAUUGCACCAAAUGAUAUGAGGAUGUGCCUUGUUAGGCAUCUACUUUCUGAUCCAACUGGAGCAACUAUGAUAAGAACUUACCUUACAGUGUAGUCCCCCAUCUUUUCUAUUUCUUCCCUCGUUUGGCUCUAAAUUUUGAAUUGCCAGUUUAGAAACACGAGGAAUCCCCUAAUAAAUGUAACACUAGGUACUUGUAUAUACAUAUUUUGUUUAUAUAAUUGUAUCACUUAGCUUAAAGAUAAUGGCAACAAUGUUGCCUAUACUCCAUUGCUCAA
Messenger RNA from Jatropha curcas, 1946 nucleotides. It is a transcript of the gene LUT2, whose product is annotated as Lycopene beta/epsilon cyclase protein. Gene Ontology annotation, biological process: carotenoid biosynthetic process. Gene Ontology annotation, molecular function: oxidoreductase activity, acting on paired donors, with incorporation or reduction of molecular oxygen. Lineage: Eukaryota; Viridiplantae; Streptophyta; Magnoliopsida; Malpighiales; Euphorbiaceae. The record is from RefSeq and is a predicted model, not a curated record.